Messenger RNA from Lethenteron reissneri (Far Eastern brook lamprey), 1032 nucleotides. Its product is annotated as histone H1.5-like. NCBI's taxonomy places the organism in Eukaryota, Metazoa, Chordata, Hyperoartia, Petromyzontiformes, Petromyzontidae. Gene Ontology annotation, cellular component: nucleosome. Gene Ontology annotation, biological process: nucleosome assembly. The record is from RefSeq and is a predicted model, not a curated record. Gene Ontology annotation, molecular function: structural constituent of chromatin; DNA binding.
UCGAAUUCGUGAGAGCGCUGAUUUCGGUUUCAAAGAGGCGAGGCGAUAAAAGCGACGUCUUGAGAUGGCGGAAACUGCUCCUGCUCAACCACCAGCUGCGGCUACUUCAGCGCCUAAAAGCCCCAAGAAGAAGCGCGCCGCUCCAAAGGCCAAGAAGGUCGGCCCCAGCGUGUCCGAGCUCAUCCUCAAGGCUCUGGCCAGCAGCAAGGAGAGGAACGGCGUGUCUCUUCCUGCGCUCAAAAAGUCGCUUGCUGCCGGAGGAUACGACGUGGAGAAGAACAAUGCCCGCGUGAAGUUGGCCAUCAAGAAGCUCGUGGCCAAAGACGCCGUGGCGCAAGUGAAGGGCAGCGGCGCGUCUGGCUCUUUCAAACUCAACAAGGAAAAGGCUGCCGCAAAGGCGAAGCCCAAGUCGUCAACGGCAAAGCCCGCAGCUAAAAAGCCCGCGGCAGCCAAGAAGGUGAAGAAGCCCGCGGCAGCCAAGAAGACCGCGCCCAAGAAGUCUCCCAAGAAAGCAAAGAAGCCCGCGGCUGCCAAGGCGGCCAAGAGCCCCAAAAAGGUGAAGUCGGCUGUUAAGCCCAAGAAGGCGGCGAAGAGCCCAGCCAAGCCCAAGGCUGCGAAGCCCAAGGUCGCUAAGCCCAAGACCGUCAAGGCCAAGGCCGCCAAACCCAAGGUGGCCAAGCCCAAGAAGGCCGCGGCCAAGCCCAAGAAGACUGCGCCAAAGAAGUGAAUCCGAUGGGACGACCGACGCUCGAUUCACUCCACCUCAACGGCUCUUUUCAGAGCCACCCACUUCGUUAAAAAAGUGAACCAGAUGCUGCUGCGCUUCAAUUAGUUCAAAUUAACUGUGUAACAUUUCACCCACUCGAUGUGUUUUAAGCAUUGAUGUGAUGGGAGUGAUCGAGCCCGAAAGCAGGGAUCACAAACACAGGCGAGGCGGGUGGCAGCUCCCUCACUCGAACUGAGUGCAGAGUAAUCUCAGCGACGUCAGCAUUCUCGCUGGCGAUUCUAAUCUAAAUCCAGAUUCAAAAUCGA